Molecule: messenger RNA, 794 nt
Organism: Enhydra lutris kenyoni (northern sea otter)
Lineage: Eukaryota; Metazoa; Chordata; Mammalia; Carnivora; Mustelidae
Product: myosin light chain 6
Exons: 7
Coding region: 132-587 (151 amino acids)
Cellular component (GO): myosin II complex
Molecular function (GO): structural constituent of muscle; calcium ion binding
Source: RefSeq, a predicted model, not a curated record
AAAGCCAGGCCAGGACUCCUAUUGGCUGGAUCAGCUGAGAGUGACGUCAUUGGGACGUACUAAGACUAGGGUUGGGUGGGGAACCGGAGCCAUUACUGCAGGGAAAGGUCCCGCGGAGCGGAGCCGUCAAGAUGUGUGAUUUCACCGAGGACCAGACUGCAGAGUUCAAGGAGGCCUUUCAGCUGUUUGACCGAACAGGGGAUGGCAAGAUCCUGUACAGCCAGUGUGGGGACGUGAUGAGGGCCCUGGGCCAGAACCCCACCAACGCCGAGGUGCUCAAGGUCCUGGGGAACCCCAAGAGUGAUGAGAUGAAUGUGAAGGUGCUGGACUUUGAACACUUCCUGCCCAUGCUGCAGACUGUGGCCAAGAACAAGGACCAGGGCACCUAUGAGGACUAUGUUGAAGGCCUUCGGGUGUUUGACAAGGAGGGGAAUGGCACCGUCAUGGGUGCUGAAAUCCGGCAUGUUCUUGUCACCCUGGGCGAGAAGAUGACCGAGGAAGAAGUAGAGAUGCUGGUGGCAGGGCACGAGGACAGCAACGGUUGUAUCAACUAUGAAGCGUUUGUGAGGCAUAUCCUGUCGGGGUGACGGGCCCAUGGGGCGGAGCUUGUCCGUAUGGUGCUGAAUGGCUGAGGAUGUUCCUGGUGUGCCCAAGCCCCGUGCCUUCCCCCCGCGUGAGACUGCAUGUAGCCCCGAACGCGUCCUAGGUCCUCUUGUCACAGCACCUCUGCCAGCUUGUCUCUUGGAGAAUAUUUGCUGUCAGCAGUCACCAAAUAAACUUGCUCUGUGCCCUAA